Messenger RNA from Xylaria bambusicola, 723 nucleotides. RefSeq names its product zinc-binding oxidoreductase CipB. The transcript is spliced from 6 exons. Gene Ontology annotation, molecular function: oxidoreductase activity, acting on NAD(P)H. The record is from RefSeq and is a predicted model, not a curated record. The coding region runs from base 1 to 723 and encodes 240 amino acids. NCBI's taxonomy places the organism in Eukaryota, Fungi, Ascomycota, Sordariomycetes, Xylariales, Xylariaceae.
AUGCCCCCCAACCAAGCUGCCUGGCUCACAGCUGCUCAAACCCAGUCGCUUGAGGUCAAUGGCGCCUCGAUGGGCAGACCGCAAGAGAGUCAAUCACUCGUCAAAAACCGAGCUAUAGCCAUCAACCCUAUUGACGGGAUACUGCAGCGAGACGUUGCCGGAGAGAUUGUCGAAGUCGGGCCUAACGUAUCCAAACUCGCAAAAGGCUUCCAAGCUUACACCAUUCUAGAAGCCAACAUAACUUAUCAAGUCCCUGAUGACAUGCCAUGGGAAAAGGCUGUAGUAAUCCCAACCGGAUCGACCACCGCAGCCUGCGCCUUGUUCCAUCCCGAGUUCCUCGAUUCACAGCUGCCUGGGACAGGUGUCAGGGAACGACAUAAGGAUGUCGGGCGCAAUGCCAUUCAGGUCGCUAUGGCUACUGGCUACGAGGUUAUGACCACGUCACCGCCUAAGAACUUUAAGUUUGUCAAGGGUCUUGGAACAAGCCACGUUUUCGACUACGCCAGCGAACAGGCUAUCGAGCAAUGCGUACAACUCGCACAGAUGGUUGAAGGGGUCAAAUGUAUUGCAUCAAUGACAGGCGGUUUUUCCGCACCUCCAAGCGGUGUUAAGGUGGGACAUGUGUAUGGCCCGAUAAUUGCAGAAAUCCAGAUAGCAGAGGCAAUAUAUUAUGUUCUCGCUCCUGAGCCUCUAAUAGUAGGUAAUGGUCUAGGGAGCAUCUAG